CGAGGGACUGGCUUCUGAGCAGGGGGCUCUGCCUGCGUUCUGAUCUGCUUUAAGUGAGCUGUGCUGUGUGGCUGGAGUGAACAUUCAAUAAUGAGUGGUGCAGCAUUGGGCCUUGAGAUAGUAUUUGUCUUUUUUCUGGCCUUAUUCCUACUUCAUCGGUAUGGAGACUUCAAGAAACAGCAUAGACUGGUGAUCAUAGCAACAUUAUUGGCUUGGUAUCUUUGCUUUCUUAUCGUAUUUAUACUGCCUCUGGAUGUCAGUACGACUAUUUAUAAUCGGUGCAAACUUGCUGUUAACUCCAGCCCUACAGAAAGUAAUGGCUCUUACGUUACUCUUGCUCCAAGCAAGCAAAAAUGUUUCAAACCAUGGAGUUAUAUUCCGGAUGGAAUUAUGCCAAUUUUCUGGCGUGUUGUGUAUUGGACAUCGCAGUUUUUAACAUGGAUUCUGCUACCUUUCAUGCAGUCAUAUGCUAGAUCAGGAGGGUUCUCCAUUACUGGAAAGAUUAAAACUGCAUUGAUUGAGAACGCAAUCUAUUAUGGCACUUACUUGCUGAUUUUUGGAGCAUUUUUAAUAUAUGUGGCUGUAAACCCAAACUUCAAUUUACAAUGGAACCAACUUCAGACUAUUGGGAUAGCCGCUGCAAACACAUGGGGUCUCUUUCUUCUUGUGUUGCUUUUGGGUUAUGGUUUGGUGGAAAUUCCCCGUUCUCACUGGAAUGGGGCCAAGAGGGGUUAUCUACUCAUGAAGACCUAUUUCAAAGCUGCCAAACUGAUGACUGAAAAAGCAGAUGCAGAGGAGAAUUUAGAGGAUAUUAUGGAGGAAGUCCGUAAAGUAAGUGAGAGUAUCAAGUAUAACCACCCUUUGAGAAAAUGUGUUGAUACAAUACUGAAAAAGUGUCCUACUGAGUACCAGGAAAGAAUGGGUAGGAACAUGGACGAUUAUGAAGAUUUUGAUGAAAGACAGAACAGUUAUCCAAGUGAAAAAAGUUUGGUCAAACUUCACAAGCAGGUAAUCUAUUCAGUACAGAGACAUCGUCGUACACAGGUCCAGUGGCAAAUUCUUUUAGAACAAGCAUUUUACCUAGAAGAUGUGGCAAAAAAUGAAACCAGUGCAACUCGACAGUUUGUUCAUACCUUUCAUUCCCAAGAACCAGAGAAUAAAAUUAUUCAGUAUUUCUACACACCAACUGUUGAGUGGUACUGGGAAUGUCUUCUACGACCAUGGUUUUACAGGGUGCUUGCAGUUGUUCUGGCCACGUUCUCUGUAAUUGUUGUGUGGUCAGAAUGCACAUUUUUCAGCACACAACCAGUUUUAUCGCUAUUUGCAGUUUUCAUACAGCUGGCAGAAAAGACAUAUAAUUAUAUAUACAUAGAGAUGGCCUGUUUUCUUACGAUCUUUUUCCUAAGUAUCUGUGUUUACUCUACUGUCUUCAGGAUCCGUGUAUUUAACUAUUAUUACUUAGCUUCACAUCAUCAGACAGAUGCCUACAGUCUCCUUUUCAGUGGAAUGUUAUUUUGCCGUCUUACUCCACCAUUGUGCUUGAACUUUCUGGGCUUGACCCAUAUGGAUGCAACAAUCUCUCACAAAAACACUCAGCCAACCGCUUACACAUCUAUAAUGGGAUCCAUGAGAGUGCUGUCCUUCAUUGCAGAUGGAUUCUAUAUAUAUUACCCAAUGCUUGUUGUCAUUCUCUGUAUUGCCACAUACUUUAGUUUAGGAACUCGUUGUUUGAAUCUUUUGGGAUUCCAGCAGUUCAUGGGGGAUAGUGAAAUGACCUCUGAUUUGAUUGAUGAAGGAAAAGAGCUAAUCAAAAGAGAGAAAAGAAAACGACAAAGGCAGGAAGAAGGUGAAAACAGAAGAAGGGAAUGGAAGGAGCGGUAUGGAAAUAGAGACGAUUCCACUAGAAACAGAGUUGUCCACACAGAACAAAAAGAAUCCAGCUUCUCAGAGACCAAUGCCAACAGAUCACUAUCAAAAUAUACCCGAUCAAAUGGUAGGACUGAAAGAGAUAGAAUAGAACUCCUCCAGGAUGCAGAACCCUUGGAUUUUAAUGCAGACUCAAUUAAUGAUGACCCUCUUGAAUCAGACUUGGGAAGGUACCAGCCUGGUGGAAGAUACCUGUCAAUGUCUCGAAGCAAAAUGUUUGAUGAUGUCUAAACUCCUCAAAGCUAAAGAAAAUUCAAUGGAAAUCUAUUUCCAACUCAUUGCUUGGAAAAUACUGUAUUUAUGAUGUAUCACUGAACCAGAAAAGACCAUUUUUGUUUAAAAAAAGAAUAUGAAGGAACAACUAUUUUGGAAACACACCUGUAUGAUAAAUCUACUACUUAUGACAAGAAUAUGUUUAUUCUAUUGUAGAUAUUGUUGUGUAUCAGUGUGGGCUUUUGUGUCAUGACCAAAAGGAGAAAACUAUUAAUUAAGUUAAUAGAGGGUAAACUUCAUAAAUAUACCUAGGGCUCAACUUGAACUGUAACACUGUAAGUUUUAGGAAGAGGAUUUUUUGGAAGGAAUUUUUUUGUAUUUUAACAGAUGCUGUGGGAGUGUCUUAAUGCAUCCAAAGUGCAGUUAUAUCAAUUACUACAGUAAACACUUUCUAUAAUUUUUCUAUUUGAACUUUAUGCCUAAUCCAAAAUCUACUGAAAUAAAUUAAGGUGUCUUCUGGCUUCAGUGGUCUUUGAAUCAGACCCUGAAUAAGCAGAAGGAUUGAAUGGGAGGUUGUUCAUAAAAUCAUAAAAUACGUGUUCCAGUAUUUAAAGGGUGGCUACAAAGAAGAUGGAGACUCCAUUUUUACAAGGAGUCACAAGGAAAAGACAAGGGGUAAUGGGUACAAGUUACCUCCUGGGGAGAUUCCGACUGGACACAAGAGGAAAAUUUUUCACAAUGAGAACAAUCAGUCAUUGGAUCAAUCUCCCCAGGGUAGUCAUGGAUUCCCCAACAUUGGACACUUUCAAGAGUCGGCUGGACAGGGUACUGGGCCAUCUUGUCUAGACCGUGCUUUUGCCAAGAAAGGUUGGACCAGUUGAUCCUAUUUUGGAGCAAGGUGUAUUGGUCAGGAAAGGUUAUUUUUUUUUCUUUUCCAGCAUUAUAUGCAGAUAAACGAUUUUAGCAUGUGUAAAUAGUUGAAAUUCAAUAUGGACCAGAGUUUCACUGUCACAUGAGCAUAUGUGCAAUAGGAAGAAUACAUUAUCAAAAAUACAAUAUCUGCUUAAGAUUUUUACAGUUGUAACGGUUGAAAAUCUUGGCACACUGAUGUUUUUGUAACUGUAAAAGAAAUAUAAUGUGAAAAUUUAGUUAAAUGCUGAAACAUUAUAAUUUGCACACACCUCAGGCACGGCUUCAAAUUAUAGAGUAUUUCUUUAAAAGAAGGGAAAUACAUAGCAUGACUAGAUAAUGGUAAACACUUUUAAUGUCCCAAAUGCCCUGGUUGCAUUGUGUAUCUGUUUUUAAGGUGCCUGUAUUUUGCAGUAAGUUGUUGCAAAAAGAAUAAUGCUUAUUCAUUUGAAUGCCAUUCAAAAAUGCCAAUUAUUAACAGUGUAAAAAAGCUUCACAUUAAUUUCAUUGGUGUAGAUAUAUUUUUAAACUGUAGUUAGUUGAAUGAAUUUUCAAAUGUAAUCAUAAGGUAAAAGAUGUGGUCAAAUUCAUGGUAUCUUUGGAUAUCUGAUUAAUUUAAAAAGUUGCUUUAUUGCAGUUUGUCAUAAGUCUUUACCACUUGGGAAUUUUCUUACGUGCUUUUUGCAAAGUUAUGUUGAAAACUGAAAGAGAAUAUGUUUCUAUAAUAAAUUCUUUAUCAUGCUUAAAAACCAGACAUCCCUUAAAGCAGCUAGGAAUGAGUUUUUCUGAAAAGUAAAUUUUCAUGAAUGAGGUGUUCUACUAAUUUUUGAAAAUAGUCUUUGUUUUCUGAAGUAAUUGUUAAUGGGAAUCUAACUACCUCCUGUGAUCUAGUACAUCAUGUGUUCUAACAGUAGUGGUAUUUGUAAUAUAUUGAGCUGCCUGUUUGAAAACACUGAAUUGUUACUAUGAAGGAGAAAAAAAUACUCUAUUUGUAUAGAAAUAAUUAUAUUAAUAAAUCGGCAGAUGUAAAAUAAUCAUCAGUUCUGUUCUUAGGUGAAUACACUGAACAACAGCCAUGCCCACAUGUAUUCAAGCUCAUGCAAUUUCCAGAUUACCUGUAAGAGGGCACUUUUUUAGUUUGAGUAUUUUGUGUACUGUAAAAGCUUGAUCAAAAUCUUAUGGCUGUAUCAGGGACUGGAAGUUGAGAAAACAAGACUCUCUUUAUUCAGAUUGUUCUUCAGCAACUUUACGUUAGCACCUAUUUAAUAUAUUUUAGAUCUACUUAGAAAUGCUAUCCUGAAUUCAGCCAUAUAUGAAGGGGGUUGUAUAUGUUCUUGGACAUCCAUCCAUAUGAAUGUUCUUAGACUUAAUAUUUCUACUUUUAAAAUUUGUAUCUUGUUUAAUUGUCCAAAAGUUUAUUUGUACAAAUCUUUGGAUGAAAUAAGGUUCAAGUUCUUUGUUUAACUCUUGAAAUGUCACUACAAAGGGAUCUAAUUCAGUGCUAAUAGAAAAAUGAUAGAAGGAACGUUUGUUUUUCUGAAUGCUUGUGAAAUAUCCUUACCUAGCCCCUGCUGACAUGAGAGAGUUGGACUGAGCCUUCCGGGGGCCUGGGUUUUCCUUUCUCAGAAAUCAGUGGAAUGGCUGCAAACAGAAUUUUCUUGGUCAGGAUUUUAUGUACAAAAGCUAACUAAUCCCUGGUGUAGACCCUCUGUGCAGUUUUUGUUAGGACACAAUAAUUUGAGGAGGAGUUGACUGUAUAAAUUAAUGGCAGUGGGAUUUCAGUUGCUAACAUAGAAAUUCUGAGCUCAUUGAGGUGGGAAUCCACUGACCUUUUUUUGAAGUUGCAGUGGAGCAAUGCUUUUUGAAAGCAAGGGAAUUAGAGCUCUCAAAAUCUCUCAAGAGUUCUCCUCUGGAUUGCUCUUGGAGAUCCCUGGUGUCACAUCCCUGGAUGCUGGGUGUUUUAAGUAAGGAGUUGAUAAGUGAGGUCAGGCUUCAUCCAGAGUGUUCAUUGCUCACCAACAGUUACUCUUGCUGUAGUUUUGUGCAAUUUGUAGGCCGACUAAUCUAAAGUGUGUUUUGAGAAGUAAUUAUGAGUUCAUAUGACUAAAUCCGGAAGACUUGCAACAAAGAAAUAUAGAGUACAACUAUAAAAGUACAUUGUAGAAAUAAGGGAUAUGCCUGCACAGCAUUUGCUGUGUACUUGAGCUAGUUUUAAACUAGUUUGGUUACUGCUAGUAAAAAUAAUGCAGAUCUUGCUUGGGGGCUACAUGCGUAAGGAUUUACCCUGCACCAGAGAGGUUGUAGAUGCCCCAUCCCUGGAAACAUUCAAGUUCAGGUUGGACGGGGCUGUGAGCAACCUGAUCUAAUUGAGGACGUUGCAGGGAGAUUGGACUAGAUGACCUUUAAAGGUCCUUUCCAACCUGAACCAUUCUAUGAUUCUGUGAUGAUUCCUAGCCAGAUUGCGGCAAAUCUUGAUGAGUUCUUUGCUACUAUAGCUCUAGUCCUAACAGUACCACAGCUAAAAAAAGUUAAAACUAGUUUUGAUAUGCUUAAGCAGUGACUGUACUGUAGGCUAAUGGUGUUCCUCCGUCACAUUUGAUGCUCCAGAUUAGGUGAUUUAAAAUAUAACUGCCUUGCAAACUGUGCUUUUGGGAACUGAAUGUUGGCGUAUUUAUUCUGUCAGUAUGUAGUCAUAUUUAUUUGCAGCUAAAGAAUGUUCAUUAUGUAUUUCUUCAUUAUUUCACUUCCUGAAUUAUGGAACAGUUAGGGUAUACUUUCAUUUUAUCAUCAUUUCUGCAGUUUGUUCUUCAUCUGUGAACACCAAAAAAAAUGCAAAACACCAAAAAACCCACCCAAGUUAAGUACAAAUGUUUGAAUAUCUUCAUGUCAAAGAUUUAAACCAGUGAAAAGAAUCCACGUAAGUUGUAGUGAACUUUGAAAAGCGGGAGUGAAAACAGUAGCUACUUUAAUACUGUGUUAGUGCUGUUUUUCUUAAAAAGUAUGGAUAGCAAAAAGCUCUAGUCAAACUUACUUCUCCUAGAUUACUAGAUUUGUAGCUCUGUCUUUUCAGGCAUUUACAAAUACAAAUAUUCUGAUCUCUGUAUUGGGAAGUGAGUCCUGCACUCUGCUUAAGAAAAGUGCAUCUCAGUGAGGGUCAGUGAAGUGAGAGAGUCUUUCUAUGAGCGAAGGUAAAGGAUAUGCAACUUCUAGUCUGUGCUAAUAGUGACACUUCAGGCAAACUAUGAUAUAUUUUAUUAUUUAGGUAUGAUAACAUGUUAAGAAAUAACAAACGUUAUACUACUGUAACUUACACUACUGGAAAAAUGGUGUAUAAUCUGCCUUUAUUUUGCAAUCAAGCAUUUGUAAAAUAGUCAUUAACAGUAUUAAUGGCAAUGGCAGGUAGCUGCUAUCUUUUCAAUAUUUAUCCUUGCUAUUUUAAAACAUAACCAUGACAAUGAUUUUUACAUAUGAAGUAUUAAAGAAGUGAUUACUCUGAUUUUCUGUAAUUAUGAUAAUUUGUAUGAUAUUAAUUUUAUCUUGGAAUACUGUAAAUGUUAUGUGAAAAAUACAACAUUUUAUUCCAAUUUUCAUUAUUGCUGUAAUUACUUGCAAUCUGAAGGGCAUUUACAAUACCAAAUAGGGAUCACUUUAUGAAGAAAUACUUUUUCUGAGGCUUCUUAAAGAAAUCGGACCUAUUCAUUACAGCCAAAUAUGUGCAUCUUAAUUAUUAGCAAAAACACUACUUAGGGUAUAUAUUGUCUCCUAGCUUUUAAUUUUUCUUUAAAAUUCAGAAAAUCAUUAAUUUUUUCAGAGCAACUUAUUUGUGAAUCUUGUAAACUUUCUGAAGUUUUUACAUUCCUUUUCCCAAAUGGGCUCUGCAGGAACGUGUACUGCUUCAUGGCAGUUCUCUAAUACUAUCUGUGCCUCUAAUUAAGUAGUCUAGUCUGAAGCUGAGACACUCCUACAUCAUUUGUUUAUGUUAACAGAAACUCAGCAUUCCUAGCAAAAAAGCACCUUGAACUAGAUCCCUUUCUAAUACAUUAAUUGCUGUCAUUGAUUAUGUUGCAUUAUAUUUGGUAUCUUCUGUUUCAGUCAUAUGGUAAGCCCAAUCAGGUUUAUUUUUUGUUUCUAUUAAAAUGCACUGGAAUGUAUUCCUCAGCAUGCUUUUGUAUGUGUGUGUGUGUGUAUUUUAGUUGUAAUUGGCAGGCAAUAAUAAUACGCAACUUCAGUUAUUUCUUCAGGAUAAUGUUGUUGUAUUUGGCAUAUUCCUGUGAGUUACAAUAGUUUCAGAGUGAUAGCUUAGCUAUCACUGUAGAAAUUAAUUAUUUUCUAUAGAAAUACCUUAUAUUUCUAUAGAGGUACCUGGAAGAUAAGGGAAUUCAUUUGUAAGUAUAGGUUUAGUAAUAGAAGAUCUUAAUUCUCCACUGUAUAUCAAGAUAGGCUGUAGGAGUGCUGCUUAUGGAUAGACUAUCUUCUUUUGCCUUAUGAUACAAGUAUGUAUGCAUAACACCUUGUUUUGAAAUUCACUGAGUUAUAAAUUUUUCUCUGUAGUGUUCUAAAUUAUUGUUGUACUAGAUAUAUUUUUGAAAUGUGUGUUAAAAUAACUAGUCAAAGAGUUAAGUUGGCAUGAAAUAAAUAAUUUCUGCAGUACAUU
Molecule: messenger RNA, 7702 nt
Organism: Gavia stellata (red-throated loon)
Lineage: Eukaryota; Metazoa; Chordata; Aves; Gaviiformes; Gaviidae
Gene: LMBRD2
Product: LMBR1 domain containing 2
Exons: 18
Coding region: 91-2157 (688 amino acids)
Biological process (GO): adrenergic receptor signaling pathway
Cellular component (GO): membrane
Source: RefSeq, a predicted model, not a curated record